AUAGUAUCGAAUCAUCGCUUUUUCUUCCAUCCCUAAGGCACGGCCAUCUUCCUUUCUAAUAAAUCGCGUUCGCAAAACGACGUGUUUAAAACCUUUUCAAGUGUUUUAAAAGCUCCGUCAAAAUGUCCGGUACAACCGCCACUAUCCGCACCCGCAAGUUCAUGACCAACCGCCUGCUCGCCAGGAAACAGAUGGUCUGCGAUGUCCUGCACCCUGGACUCUCGUCGGUGAACAAGACCGAGAUCCGCGAGAAGCUCGCGGCCAUGUACAAGGUCACCCCCGAUGUGGUCUUCGCCUUCGGAUUCCGCACCAACUUCGGUGGCGGCCGCUCCACGGGCUUCGCCCUCAUCUACGACACCCUGGACUUCGCCAAGAAGUUCGAGCCCAAGUACCGUCUGGCCCGCCACGGUCUCUUCGAGCAGAAGAAGCAGACGCGCAAGCAGCGCAAGGAGCGCCGCAACAGGAUGAAGAAGGUGCGCGGCACUGCCAAGGCCAAGAUCGGCACUGGCAAGAAGUAAGCCGCCUGA
Molecule: messenger RNA, 527 nt
Organism: Drosophila takahashii
Lineage: Eukaryota; Metazoa; Arthropoda; Insecta; Diptera; Drosophilidae
Gene: RpS24
Product: ribosomal protein S24
Biological process (GO): translation
Cellular component (GO): ribosome
Molecular function (GO): structural constituent of ribosome
Source: RefSeq, a predicted model, not a curated record